AUGGACGUCAGAUCACAUUUAUCGUCAGAACUGACUAGAAUAAUUGAAUGUCCAUACCCAGCCUCUUUGUCUAAAUUGGAGGAUCUUCUUACCCGUGCCGAUGAAGUCACUAUACGGUCCUGCAUCCAUGAUCUGCCACCAUGCGCAGUGUUACGACUUGCCACGCUCAUGUGCGAUGCGCUACCACUGUGGGCCCACACUUCGCACAUCUUGCAACUUCUCUGUUGUUCACCCGAAUUCACUGAGAAACUCUUCUUACACAGUCCAGGACUUCUCAACGCUCUACUAACAAAAGCAAAUUCUUCGCAACAUGACUUUGACGAUUACCUUGAUUUAUGUGUGCAACUUCUGUCAAGACCCCUCCCCGAAUCUAUAUCUUUGCCUGCAGCUGCGCAAUCAUUUUUCCUACGCGCCUUUGAGCGAGCGACGCAAGAUCCAGACGUCAAAACGCUUCAGCCGGUAUACAGAAUGCUCAAUGGAGCCUGCCGAAAGCUCCUCGGCUUGUUACCAGCCGAUGUACGGCAGCAGUUUGACCGCGAACUGUGCCAUAUCCUGUCUUCGAACAGCACCGGGCAAAAUUCUAUGCUUCUGCUAUGGUGCUUCGGGAUUGUCAUUCUCACGGAACAUCCUGAAGAACUCGGUGAUUCACAACACGUUGGGUCACACCAGCUCAAGCAGGCCGCAGUCCUCGAGAAGCAGUGGAAGACAGCAUCAGGACGCAAACUAUUCGGAUCUUCCAACGGACUAUACAAAACCAUCAACUUGACUUACCUUAGUGUGAUAUGGGCAACCAAGGGCGACGUUGGUGUCUCAGACGCCGUGGCCAUCGAAGGCAUCCGAAUCGCGGUGAGAACAUUACAUUUUGUGGACGUCGAAGCACGAGCAGGGUGGCCAAACUCUAGCGCAUUGGCAAGAAACAUAUUCCCGAAGCUACCAGCCAAAAUACUGCGUGAAGGUAUUCAUCCGGCCGUACAGCUUGAGGCACUCUGCUUCUAUGCAUUAAUCGCAGGUGCAAACAACCUUCCCUCUGAGAUUGUAACCCAGUACCAAAGCUGCUUGAGUCGACUCGGAGAACUUGCAAAUGCAGAAUGUUUGCGUGAAACCCUGAUGGUAUCUCUUCCCAAUUUCGCUCCUCAAAUGCAAGACAGCUUUUUCCGUACGUUGCUCACAGAUACGCUCGACGCUUGUGCAUCAGGAUCGACUUCUAGUCACUUUAAAAGCCUCGUCACUUUAGUCGACAUGUUGUCUACGGUCUCACCAAGCUGCGCAGCUCUCAGCACGAAGUUAUUACUGGCUCUCUCAUCCUCAACGUUGCAAGACAAGAUUUGGGCAAUGGUACGGACUGAAAUAGCGAUGUCAGAUGCUGGGUGUCGUACGUACGCUACAGCAUUGCAUCGGGAGGCAUUUGCCGCCACCAUAUCAUUGAUACUGAGCCUGGCCUUCUUGGUGCGAUCUGGCGAAAUAUCCUUUCCACACCCACUUGCUACUGCUCUGAUCAUGAAGCAACGUAAGCUUCCUCACAUUCCGAAGCAAUGCUCGCAUGCGACAAGUAUACCGAGCGGUCCAUCAAUUUCAUUUUUCCAGCAAGAAGACCGCCUCAAGUCCGAGCUUGAAGGCCAAAACUCUUAUCAACGCGACUCCAUCGUCCGCUCGGUAGCACAAAUUUGCCAAGAUCUUGAAACACGUUGCAAUACUGUUGAGGAACCUCUUCGUCGGGAGAAGUCAAGAUCGCAAGAGCUUGAGCGGCAUGUCGAGAAGCUCUGCGCUCAAGUAUCUUCGCUCGAAUCUCAGGCUACAGAUGACCGUUUCCACUUGGAUGGCUUAGAAGAUGAGAAACUAGGUCUUGCAGAUGAGAGAGAUCGGAUCUCUAACAAGCUCGAUGAGCUCCGAGAACAAUUUGAUCAGGCCAAUCGAGACGCCGAAGAGACUCUUCGCAGCGCUCAGGAGGAAUACAACACAAAAGAACUCGAGCUGCAGUCACUGAUUGUAAGCCAAGGGGAGCAGCUCCGUCUGCAUGAAGAUGAAGUAAGUUCUUUGGAGCAUGCUGAAGAAGAACUCCGUGCUCUUAGCGGGCGAUAUGAAGAUCUGCAGGCUCAUCAUGGGAAUACCAGUCGCCAGUUAGAUGACGAACGGGAGCUACAAGAACGUGCUUCUGAGCUGGAGGCUAUCGAACUCAAGCAUUCAUCUAAAGAUGCAUUGAGGGAAAUGGAGAUCAAGCACACCACUGACAUAGAAGCUGUUGCUUCAGAAGCAGAAGAAGAGCGCAACAAGCUGAACACCAAGCUCACAGACACCAUCCACACCAGCCGACAGUUGAAAGAUGUUUAUGACAAAACCCGCAAGGAACUGCACGACUUGCAAAGCUCUUUUUCAACACUCGAAACAAGAACAGAAGAACUCGAUGUACUCUGUGGGGAACAAGAGGAAGAGCUUGAAGAGCUGAGGACGUUACGCAGAAAUGUAUUGGCUUCGAUGGGCCUUGCGACACAAAAUCCUCUCAUGCCUCGAUCGGCAACCCACUUACAGAAAGAGGGCACUGUACCAGAGACGCCGCGAGAACCACGUGAGCACAAGCGACGAAAGCCAGCAAUCCAGACUCAGGAUCUUGCACCAAAAUCCACGAAACCAGCCCAAUGCUUAAAUGACACAGCGAUAGAAAAUGAUGCUGAUGCAUCCUUUGAUACUUCAAGAUACGGUUCCCAAGAUGGCCCAACACCUAAACGUCAGAAGCCUCGUCCUUCGCUGAGAGCCUCUGCGACGCAGACACCGUUCAAUCAGAAGCUAAGUCUUGGAUCCCGCUCUGCUUCAAGGAAGCUCUCACCUGUCAAACGCUCUGCUUUGCGACAAAUGUCGCCUAAUCGCCGCCACACAACAGUUGGGUUCGCAUUGUCUGAGACCCACAACCAGGCGGAAGAGGCUGGCUCAGCGAUGAAAAUGCAUGGAAGUCUCUAUGAGCAGACCCAAGAGGACUUUGACGUGGAUGAUUUUCUCGCAGGGACGCCAUUUACACCGGGCGCGUUCAUGUCAGGAACAGGGAGGCUCCCAGAGGAGGAUGACGCAACGACAACGGAACUAUGA
This is a messenger RNA of Boeremia exigua, 3078 nucleotides long. RefSeq lists its product as uncharacterized. NCBI's taxonomy places the organism in Eukaryota, Fungi, Ascomycota, Dothideomycetes, Pleosporales, Didymellaceae. The coding region runs from base 1 to 3078 and encodes 1025 amino acids. The transcript is spliced from 10 exons. The record is from RefSeq and is a predicted model, not a curated record.